UUCAUAAGGAUUUAAAAAUUGUUUUGUUAUCGAAUGAGUGAAUGACUACUCGUUGCUUACUGAAGUGUGUCGCGCGCAUUUCUUGGACCGUGAAAUCGAACUGCUGAUAUGAUAAAAGGGCGGAAUUUCCAGUAUGCGAUUUUGAGGAUAUUGGAUGUUGAUCUUGUGAGACAACUGGCGUGGGCGUUGACUUGAGUGACUCAGUUAGUCGUCUUCAGUUUGUCACUAUCAGAGUUUGACUUAAGUGUUGUUGGAGGCGUUAUUGGAGUAACAAGGAAGUUAAAAGGUGAAAGAUGUUAUUGGAAAUAUGGGCAUUUUGUGCCCUAAUUUCGGUUGCCAUUGGGCAGAGCACUACAGUUUCACCCGAUUCAUCUGCCGUAUAUACUGUGAUAGCACCAGCCAAACUAAGACCUAAUAUUCCUUUUCAUGUGAGUGCAUCUGCUCACAAUCUACAAGACCCUCUGGAUAUGAAAAUCGGUAUUGAAGGUCCAGCAGAUAAUGGACAAUACAAUAGCAUCGGGAAACAAAUUACCUUAAAUUCUGGUGAAACUCAAAUAUUGAAUUUUGAGAUUGGCGAAUGGAGUUCUGGAAAUUAUAGCCUCAUUGUGUCGGGCGAAGGUGGCAUGACAUUUGAAAAUCAAACAAUUUUAACUUAUGAGCAUAAAAGCUAUUCUGUGUUUAUACAGACAGACAAGGCAAUUUACAAGCCUGGGGACCUAGUUCAAUUCAGAGUACUUGUGGUCAAUCCUCAUCUUUUACCAUCUGUUACUGGAGCAAUUAAUAUGUAUAUUACUGAUUCAAGUGGGAAUCGAAUCAAACAAUGGGGCAAAGUUUUCACUCAAAAAGGUAUUGCUUCUGCUGACUUGCUCUUGUCUGACCAACCAGUCCUUGGAGAUUGGACAAUUAAUGUAGAUAUUUUGGGCCAAAUGUUCAAAAAGACCUUUACUGUUGCUGAAUAUGUUCUCCCAAAUUUUGAAGUGCAACUAUCAUUACCACCAUAUGUCACUUAUAGCAAACCAGAUUUUGUUGCAACUGUUACAGCAAAAUACACUUAUGGUAAACCAGUUAAAGGCCAUGUGAAGUUGAUGGUUAAACCAUCCUUAAGAUUUGGUUACUUGUCAAAUGAAAAGCCAUCUGUUACUGAAGCUGAGAUUGAUGGGUCCAUUGACAUACCAAUGAAUUUAGUUCGCGAUUUGAAUCUUAAGGAAGAAACAUUAACUUUGGAAAUCGAUGUAGUUGCCGAGGUCGAAGAAUAUCUAACCAAAAGAAAAUACAAUACUUCUAGUGUGAUUAAAAUGUAUGACAGAGAUAUUAAAGUUGAGCUGGUGAAAUCAUCUGAAUCUUAUAAACCUGGAUUGAAGUAUACUGCUCAUCUGAAAGUCUGUUAUCAAGAUGGCACACCUGUUGUUGUAACUAAUGGAGAUCAAAUUGUCUUGAAAUAUGGCUACACUUAUGAUGAUCGUGAAUGGGAGUCGCGUCGAAUUGCUGUUCCAAGCAAUGGCUUAGUGAAUGUGGACUUUUAUCCCCCAGUAAAUGCAAAUGCUUCCGCCUUGAGUAUGAGUGCUGAAUUCCGAGGCUUUGAGUACCAUUUAGAAAAUAUUGAAACAGCUAUGUCCCCCAGCAAUAGUUUUGUCCAAGUUUUGUUAAGAACCGAGAAUCCAACAGUUGAUAAAGAAAUAGAGCUUGAAAUCAAUGCUACUGAACCUCUUUCUCAUCUAGUCUAUGAGGUUUUGGGACGUGGCGAUAUUGUGCUUGCUAAUGCUAUAGCAGUUCCCAAUGUUAAAACAUACAGAUUUUCAAUUCCUGUCACCUACAAAAUGGCUCCCAAAGCUAGAGUUAUAGUAUUUUAUGUUAGACCAGAAAACAAUGAGAUUGUGGCUGAUUCAGUAAAUUUUGAUGUUGCUGGAGUAUUUAGGACUCCAGUAAGUGUUACCACCAAUGUAAAAGAAACGAAGCCAGGUGCCCCUGUUAAUGUAACUGUAUUCACCAGACCAAAUGCCUUAGUUGGCCUUCUUGGAAUUGAUCAAAGUGUAUUGUUAUUGAAGACUGGAAAUGACAUAACUAAAAAUGAUGUGACUACUGAACUUGAAACUUAUGAUGGAGGCAAAAAGAAGAUGCGAUACCAUCCAUUUUAUCGCAAGAAGCGUUCUCUCUGGUGGCCUGGAUCAGCUACUGCAUAUGAAGUCUUUGAUGAUGCUGGUGUUGUUGUGCUGACUAAUGGAUUUGUUUAUAGAUACAUUCAACUAAUCAGCUAUAGGUCUCAUGAUCCUUGGGAAACUUUUGAUGAUGAAUUAAAUGCUGUUGACACAAUGAUGUACAAUCAUGGAAAUGGUAAAGGAUCUAAACCUCUUGUUCGUAAACACUUCCCUGAAACAUGGAUCUGGGAUCUGGCACCAGCAGGAAAUGAUGGCAAGCUGGCUUUAUCAAAAACUGUACCAGAUACUAUCACAUCUUGGAUCAUCAGUGCAUUUGCAAUGGAUCCAGUAAAUGGUUUGGGAAUAGCUUCAGAGACAUCAAAGGUCACAGUGUUUAGGCCAUUCUUUGUGAAGCUGAAUCUUCCAUAUGCUAUAAUUAGAGGAGAAUCCUUAUAUCUAGAAGUUAUUGUAUUUAAUUAUCUCAAGAAACCAUUAAAGGCUGAUGUUACCUUAGAAAACAAGAAUAGAGAUUUUGAAUUUACUGUUGCUGGAGACAAGAAAGCUGUUUCACAAGAUCAGAUGACAAAGUCUGUCGAGGUACCAGCUGAAGAUGGCAUUUCUGUUCUUUUCUUGAUUACUCCAAAGACAUUAGGUUAUAUAGAUUUGAAAGUUUCUGCUGUGGCUGAUAUAGCUGGUGAUGCAGUCGUCAAAAAACUUUUGGUUAAGCCUGAAGGAACUCCAAAAUACUUCAACAAAGCUCUUUUAGUUGACUUAAGAGAUUCAAACUCAAAAGUUAUGGAUAAAACUGUGCAAAUAAGUGUUCCUAAUGAUGCAGUUCCAGGUUCUACAACUGUGACCUUAUCUGCUAUUGGUGAUUUGUUGGGACCUACCGUGAAUAAUUUGGACAAACUACUUAGGAUGCCCCAAGGAUGUGGAGAACAAAAUAUGUUGAACUUUGUGCCAAAUAUUGUCAUCACCAAGUACUUAAAACGGGUGAACAGGCUGACGCCUACAAUACAAAAGAAAGCAAUGAAUUUCAUGGAAAGUGGUUAUCAGAGAGAAUUAACUUAUCGAAGAAAUGAUGGAUCAUUCAGUGCUUUUGGAAAUAAUGACAAAAAUGGAAGUACAUGGUUAACUGCUUUUGUCGUGCGUUCUUUCCAUCAAGCCAAAGAAUUCAUGGAAAUAGAUGAAAAUGUAAUGAAUGGAGCUUUGGAAUGGUUGGCAAGACAACAGAAAGCUGAUGGUUCUUUUGGUGAACCUGGAGAAAUUCAUCAUAAGGCUAUGCAAGGUGGAUCUGGUGCUAAAAAUGCUUUGACAGCCUAUGUUCUUUUGGCUUUCUUAGAAAAUCAGGCACAGAAAACAUUUGGCCAAGAAAUGGACAAGGCAGCUAAAUUCUUGUCUCGAGAAUUAAAGAAUUCCCAAGAUCCAUACUUUGUUUCAAUUGUAACUUAUGCAUUCCACUUAGCUGAGCACAGCGAGAAAGAUGUGGCUUUACAGAAACUUCUUAGUCUGUCAACUAGAGGUGUUGAUACUAUUAAUUGGCAGAAACCUGAAGAAAAAUCUGGAUCCUAUUAUAUGCCACAAUCCCAGGAUGUUGAAAUGACAGCUUAUGCCCUUCUCACAUACACUGUUAGAGGUGAUGUUGCUGGAUCUUUACCUAUUCUAAGGUGGCUCAUUUCUCAACAGAAUGAAAACGGUGGAUAUUCAUCUACUCAAGAUACUGUUGUUGGAAUUCAAGCUUUAGCUGCUUUAGGAAUGAGACUGGCUUCAACCUCCAUCUCCAUUAACAUCACUUACAGCUUCAACGACAUGAUGAGGAAGACUUUAUCCAUCAAUUCAGAUAAUGCCAUGGUUCUACAAAAAGUUAUUCUCCCAUCUGAUACAAAAUCUGUUAGCUUUCAAGCUGAAGGAUUUGGUGUUGCAAUUGUCCAGGUAACAUGGUCUUAUAAUCUUGAGUCAUCAGAAAAGGCUCCUGCCUUUUCCCUGAAACCAGUUUUAGGCAAAGCUUCCACAGAUGAUUACAUGGAACUUGAUAUUUGUACUCGUUACAAAGAAGAUGGCUCCAGUAACAUGGCUGUAAUGGAAGUUGGUUUGCCAUCUGGUUUUCAAGCCGAUACAGAAACCCUCCCAAUGAUCAAGAAGUUGCAGAAGAUCAAGCGAGUUGAAACACAAGACGGUGAUACUAAUGUUGUCAUCUACUUUGACAGAAUUGGAGGUGAAGAACUAUGUGUUAAUGUCCCUGCAUACAGGAAUCACAAAGUUGCUAAUCAGAAACCAGUGCCAGUGAAAGUUUAUGAUUAUUAUGAUUUGUCCAAGAGUGCGAGAAUGUUCUAUGAACCUAAAGCCAUCAGUCUUUGUAAUGUCUGUGAAGGUCAGGAUUGUGGCAGCGGCUGCAAUGAGCUUCCUGAUGGUGUGAAUUCUUCCCCAUCCCUUAUGUUCAACAUGUGUGCAAUGUUAAUAUCGCUCAGCGCUAUAUAUUUCAUGAGAGUGGCCCAUUUAGUAGCUUAUUAAAAACCUCUAGUGAUGGAAAAACUCUGCCACCCUGCUAUCAUUACAUCAUGGCAAGUUUGGUAUUUUUAAGUGGGUCGAUAUCAAUAGAUUUGAUGAAGUGAUAUUUUGUACAGUUAAGUAACGACAAUGCCUACCGAAGAACUUGCAUGAUGCAUCUUGAAUUUUAAGUUUUAUUCAUUUCAGUGUUAAUUGCUGAAGAUGAGACUAGUAGUGAAAUAUCACUGAACUUUAUUUCAUGACCAUAAUGUGUACCAUACUGUCCAUGAAUAUUUUUCUUUUGUAAAUUAUUUUACAUAGAAGCUUUGAUAACAUUCCAUAAUUUUUUUUUUCUGUGUGGAAUCUUAAAACUAUCUUCAUGUGUUUGUGUCCAACUUAAUGCUAUCUUUUCAUGUAUAAUUUUUAAAUAGAUUUUAUGUUAAGUUCUUUUUUCCAAGUUGGUGCUUGUAAGUUUGUACUAAUCAUCCGAGAUAAAAUGAAAAAGUUAAGCAUCUUAAAUAGAAUUUUUAAAAGAAGAGAUGGCAUUUAAAGAUUUGAUAUUUAAUUAAUUAAUAUGAGCCUCUUUCUUUUGGCUUUUGGGAUCCUUUGGGUUUCUCUAGUCAUUUCCAGGAUUCCAAUGCCAGAUUGUACUUUUAAGAUGCUUAAUUUUUUAAUGUAAUUCUGUGUUUUUAUUUUUCAAACUGAGAAUUCAGGAAUCAAGGUUUUAAACAUGGAUUAAAUUUAAUUCUAAAAUCAAAAACGCUGAAUAUUAAACAUAUCUUGUUGAAUCACUUAUUAGAAUAUAAAAUGUUAAGGCAGCUGUGUCAAAUUAUGCACCGAUUUUUAAAUGCAGUUAAGUGUGCUGGCAUAUCAUGAGCAGAAGUUAAGGAUGAAAUUUAUUAUGUUUCAUCUACUGUGAUAAAAUAUUUUAAAAAAAUGUUCUUAUUUUUCAUACAUUAAAAACAUCAGUAAUCUAAAUACAAUUAUCAUUUUUUAAAAAACAAGUGUUUAUUUAAAAAUGACCUUAGCCAUCAUUUUAUAUAUAUUGGAUAUUAAAUUCAUGUUCUUGAUUCAUUAAUGUAUUUUUGUUUUAGGAAGUUAAUGAUAUGAUUGUAGAUUAUAAAUUUUUUUCAAUAAAAUAUUUUAAAAUUCA
Argiope bruennichi is the source of this 5775-nucleotide messenger RNA. Its product is annotated as CD109 antigen-like. NCBI's taxonomy places the organism in Eukaryota, Metazoa, Arthropoda, Arachnida, Araneae, Araneidae. Gene Ontology annotation, cellular component: extracellular region. Gene Ontology annotation, molecular function: endopeptidase inhibitor activity. The transcript has 35 exons. The coding region runs from base 294 to 4646 and encodes 1450 amino acids. The record is from RefSeq and is a predicted model, not a curated record.